ACGGCUUGCGUUCAGCAGAAGAGGAUUCGCGUCGAGAGUUGUGGUGAGAGAGGAAUCGAUCGCAGAGUCGAUGCGAUUUGAGGUCAACUCUGCUUUCGAGGCAUUCAUUCACCUCCGCUGUGCACACAUCCAGUGCCCCGAAGAUGUCGACGCGCCCGUUUGUGCGGAAGACAACCGCAGCUACGCCUCUGAGUGUGAGUUGCGUCGCCAGAGCUGUAAAACGCGAAAGACUUGGAUUCGCGUCAAACACAACGGCCUUUGCCUCCAACACCAGUGCGCGCACCACCUCUGCCCCCAACCCCACGCUCUCUGCCACCCGCACCCCCUCGGCCCCCAAUGCCAGUGUCCCCUCUGCCAGCCCUCUCUCGCGCGCGUCUGCGCUUCCGAUCAUCGCGUCUAUGACAGCGAGUGUCACUUGAAACGGGAAGCCUGUCUAUCGGGCAGACGUGACCUUCGGGUGCUUCACGCGGGUCUCUGUGGCGACAAAUGCCGGCAAACGGGAUGUCGUUUUGGCGCCCAAUGUCUGGACGGCGAGUGUCGUUGCGUUUCCUGCAAAAGUGACGUCAAGAGUGUCGUCUGCGGGACCGACGGAAAUUCUUACGACAACGAGUGUCUUCUGCGGAACCACUCUUGCCAUCUGGCGGUCGAUAUCCGAGUCAAACACAACGGCUCUUGCGUUGCGCCGCCGCCCGAAACCUCCCUUUGCCCGCAAUGUCCGCAAAACGCCUUCGAACCCGUUUGCGCCAACGGUGCGUCUCUGCCCGCCCUCUCCCUCCCGACCCCCUCUCACAUGGCAUUACUUACUCUCAUGAAUGCCAACUUCGCCGAAACGCUUGUCUGCUCGGCCGAGAUCUGA
Molecule: messenger RNA, 856 nt
Organism: Oppiella nova
Lineage: Eukaryota; Metazoa; Arthropoda; Arachnida; Sarcoptiformes; Oppiidae
Source: the annotation of a GenBank genome assembly